UCGGCGUCUGUGUGUCAUCCUCCCCCCUCCCGCGCACUGUCGCUGUUGGAGGAAGAGCCCUGGGAGAAGGGUGCGACGCGCCGCGCCCGCGUGUCAAUGGCAGCUGCGCAUUCUGGAAGAACGCCGAGGUGCGCCAAGCAGAAGCAGGGAACAAAGGAGCAGCGUGGGGAGGGGAGCGAGUUUGGCGAGGAAGAGCCCCCGGUCCGCUGCCAGAAGAUCCCGGCAGGAGGAAGCCCAAGUGUCACUUGAAUUCCACCCAAGAAGCGGACGCCUGGGAUCCGACCGCCUCGUUUAGCAGUAACGGCUGGAGCGUGUCCCAUAAGUUACCGGAGAGUCGGCCCGUAAGGAGGAAAAUCGCUCGCCUCCUGCGCCCCUGUUCUUGGCCCCCCCGAGACCCCAGCAUUGCCUCGCGCUGGAAGGGGAGCUCCAGAAUGAAAAGCAAGAAAGGAACGAGGCUGGGACCUGGCGGCCGCUGGUUAGGAAUGCUCGGGACCAGUAGCCCCGGCGCACCAAGUCCUGUUAGUGAGCGCCGACUCAUGGAAACAAUGAAAGGUGUUGUUGCGGCAUCCGGCAGCGAGACUGAGGAUGAUGACAGCAUGGACAUCCCUCUGGACCUUUCCUCUUCUGCUGGCUCAGGCAAGAGAAGGCGAAGGGGCAACCUUCCCAAGGAAUCUGUUCAGAUUCUCCGUGAUUGGCUGUAUGAGCACCGAUAUAAUGCCUAUCCCUCAGAGCAAGAAAAAGCAUUACUGUCCCAACAAACACACCUAUCUACACUACAGGUCUGUAACUGGUUCAUCAACGCCCGCCGCAGGCUCCUCCCUGACAUGCUGAGAAAGGAUGGCAAAGAUCCAAAUCAGUUCACAAUUUCGCGCCGUGGGGCCAAGAUUUCUGAAGCGAGCUCUGUGGAGUCAGCAAUGGGCAUCAAAAACUUUAUGCCAGCUCUAGAGGAAAGCCCAUUUCAUUCCUGUACAGCUGGACCAAACCCAGCCCUAGGGAGGCCAUUGUCCCCUAAGCUUUCGUCUCCAGGAUCAAUUUUGGCUCGUCCAUCAGUGAUCUGUCAUACCACUGUGACUGCAUUGAAAGAUGUGCCUUUCUCUCUCUGCCAGCCAGUUGGUGUAGGACAAAACACAGAUAUACAGCAGAUAGCAGCCAGCAGCUUUACAGACACCUCCCUCAUGUAUCCAGAGGACACGUGUAAAUCUGGACCAAAUACAAAUACACAGAGUGGUCUUUUCAACACUCCUCCCCCUACUCCACCGGACCUCAACCAGGACUUUAGUGGAUUUCAGCUUCUAGUGGAUGUUGCACUCAAACGGGCUGCAGAGAUGGAGCUUCAGGCAAAACUUACAGCUUAACUCUUCAAGCAAAACAGUUCUUAACAAAUGUUAUGAUUGCCGGGGUGAUGGCAAGAGAUGAAUUGCAUUAUUUUAUAUAUUUUUUUAUUAAUAUUUGCACAUGGGAUUGCUAAAAUGAAGCUUCCUGUUACUGAGGUGUCUUCAAUGGAAUACAGUCAUUCCAAGAACUAUAAACUCAAAACUACUGUAGAAACAAAAGUUUUUUUUUACUGUUUCUUGGUAGAUUGUUCAUAAUAAUGUGAGAUGGUUCCCACGAUCAUGUGAUUUUUUUUUUUCUCCCCUUCCCUUUUUUUUAUUGGUGUUUUUUCAGACUGUGCAAUACUUAGAGAACCUAUAGCAUCUUCUCAUUCCCACGUGGAACAGGAUGCCCACAUACCGUCUAAUAAAUUUUCAGUUUUUUUCCAACAAGUAUGAAUCUAGUUGAUUGCCUUUUUUUCAUGAUAUAAUAAAGUAUUUUCUUUAAAAGUUACUGUAA
Molecule: messenger RNA, 1830 nt
Organism: Pteropus alecto (black flying fox)
Lineage: Eukaryota; Metazoa; Chordata; Mammalia; Chiroptera; Pteropodidae
Gene: TGIF1
Product: TGFB induced factor homeobox 1
Exons: 5
Coding region: 432-1355 (307 amino acids)
Biological process (GO): regulation of transcription by RNA polymerase II
Molecular function (GO): RNA polymerase II cis-regulatory region sequence-specific DNA binding; DNA-binding transcription factor activity, RNA polymerase II-specific
Source: RefSeq, a predicted model, not a curated record